AAUACUGUAGUCAGACAGUCACAUGAGAGUUCUCCGGUUAUAGAGACGAAAGUAAAUAUAUAAAGUUCAAGAUUCACAAUAUAUCUGUCCGUUUUGAAAUAAGCAGGCAAUAUUUCGAAGCGAGUGUCAACUGUUGAAUAAUACAAGAACAAAAAUUUCGGGUUCUGUGAUCGCUUUGCAUUGUAUUGAUAUUUGUGCUCUCGCACCAGCAAACAUUCAAUGAAUGUUUUUCAUAUCAAUUGUUUGAUACUUUAUCAUAUAUCACGUGUGAUCAGAUUUUUACUUUGUUUUCACGUAAUAAAGAAUAUUGCACCUUUAGAAAAACGGGGAGAAAAAACUACGUUUACUCAUUUGUCGACAGUAAAAUGACAAGAAGUGGAAACAAUGCUGGAACAUCGAGGUAUGAUGACGACCUUGAAAACACCUGGGGCUGUGCUUCGUGGUUUGAAUACAUAUUUACGGUGAUCAUAGCUUCUGUGCUUCUCAUUGGUGCCACUGCAUUGACUUUGUUUUGGGUUAUAUAUUACCGGAAUGGAUUCGCAUGGAGAGACGACCCGAAAAUCCAAUUCAAUUUGCAUCCCGUUCUGAUGGUUGCAGGUUUCAUUACACUUUCUGGUUUUUCGAUUUUACUUUAUCGAUUGUGCCGAUGCUUGAAACAUAUUUAUGCAAAGAUGGCACACACGCUCUUCCAUACAUUAGCCAUUCCAUGUGUUGCAAUCGGAUUCUUAGCUGUUUACGAUUCACAUAACCUCAAUAGCCCCCCGAUUCCGAAUUUCUAUUCGUUGCACUCAUGGUUAGGUUUGGUUACGAUGGGAUUGUUUGCUUUGCAGUUCGUUAUUGGUUUUUUCACAUUUCUCGUGUGUUUGUGCUGCGCAAAAAUGACGUAUGGCUGCCGUGGGGCAAUGGUACCAAUUCAUGCUAGCUUGGGUCUAGCAACGUUUUUAUUAGCCAUCGCUAGCUGCAUCAGCGGUUUAACACAGAAAGCCAUAUGGACAUUGGGUGAUCAAUAUUCGAAAUUUACUGAAGAAGGUAUCAUCAUCAACGCAUUGGGAUGUGUAUUCAUUGCAUUGGCCAUUCUUGUAUCAUUUGCAGUACGUCGUUCGAAUGCACCAGCGACAGCCAAGGUGUAUGUCACUGAACGAUUAUAAAUUAUUUAUUUUACUAGAACUUUCAGUUUUUUUUCAGUGCAAACAAUUAUUAAUAAUAGUAACUAAAAUUUCAGUAGUAUGAUUGUAAUAAUAAAUAAAGUUUGCCAACUCAAAA
Molecule: messenger RNA, 1263 nt
Organism: Sitodiplosis mosellana (orange wheat blossom midge)
Lineage: Eukaryota; Metazoa; Arthropoda; Insecta; Diptera; Cecidomyiidae
Gene: nemy
Product: plasma membrane ascorbate-dependent reductase CYBRD1
Exons: 7
Coding region: 366-1148 (260 amino acids)
Molecular function (GO): oxidoreductase activity
Source: RefSeq, a predicted model, not a curated record